CCCCCGGCCACUUCGCUAACUUGUGGCUGUUGUGAUGCGUAUUCCCGUAGAUCCGAGCACCAGCCGGCGCUUCAGCCCCCCCUCCAGCAGCCUGCAGCCCGGCAAGAUGAGCGACGUGAGCCCGGUGGUGGCUGCGCAACAGCAACAGCAGCAGCAGCAGCAGCAGCAACAGCAGCAGCAACAGCAGCAGCAGCAGCAACAGCAGCAGCAGCAGCAGCAACAAGAGGCGGCGGCGGCGGCAGCGGCGGCGGCGGCGGCGGCGGCGGCAGCUGCUGCAGCUGCGGUGCCCCGGUUGCGUCCGCCACACGACAACCGCACCAUGGUGGAGAUCAUCGCCGACCACCCGGCCGAACUGGUCCGCACCGACAGCCCCAACUUCCUGUGCUCGGUGCUGCCCUCACAUUGGCGGUGCAAUAAGACCCUACCCGUGGCCUUCAAGGUGGUAGCCCUCGGAGAGGUCCCAGAUGGAACUGUGGUUACUGUCAUGGCAGGGAACGAUGAGAACUAUUCUGCUGAACUCCGAAAUGCCUCUGCUGUUAUGAAAAACCAAGUAGCAAGGUUCAACGAUCUGAGAUUUGUGGGCCGGAGUGGACGAGGCAAGAGUUUCACCUUGACUAUAACGGUCUUCACAAAUCCUCCCCAAGUAGCCACUUAUCACAGAGCUAUUAAAGUUACAGUGGAUGGACCCCGGGAACCCAGAAGGCACAGACAGAAGCUUGAUGACUCUAAACCUAGUUUGUUCUCUGACCGCCUCAGUGAUUUAGGGCGCAUUCCUCAUCCCAGUAUGAGAGUAGGUGUCCCGCCUCAGAACCCACGGCCCUCCCUGAACUCUGCACCAAGUCCUUUUAAUCCACAAGGACAGAGUCAGAUUACAGAUCCCAGGCAGGCACAGUCUUCUCCGCCGUGGUCCUACGACCAGUCUUACCCGUCCUACCUGAGCCAGAUGACGUCCCCAUCCAUCCACUCUACCACACCACUGUCUUCCACACGGGGUACUGGGCUACCUGCCAUCACUGACGUGCCCAGGCGUAUUUCAGAUGAUGACACUGCCACCUCUGACUUCUGCCUCUGGCCUUCCACUCUCAAUAAGAAGAGCCAGGCAGGUGCUUCAGAACUGGGCCCUUUUUCAGACCCCAGGCAGUUCCCAAGCAUUUCAUCCCUCACUGAGAGCCGCUUCUCCAACCCACGAAUGCAUUAUCCAGCUACCUUUACUUACACCCCGCCAGUCACGUCAGGCAUGUCCCUCGGCAUGUCCGCCACCACUCACUACCACACCUACCUGCCACCACCCUACCCCGGCUCCUCCCAAAGCCAGAGUGGACCCUUCCAGAGCAGCAGCACUCCAUAUCUCUACUAUGGUACUUCAUCAGGAUCCUAUCAGUUCCCCAUGGUGCCGGGCGGAGACCGGUCUCCUUCCAGAAUGCUUCCGCCAUGCACCACCACCUCGAAUGGCAGCACGCUAUUAAAUCCAAAUUUGCCUAACCAGAAUGAUGGUGUUGACGCUGAUGGAAGCCACAGCAGUUCCCCAACUGUUUUGAAUUCUAGUGGCAGAAUGGAUGAAUCUGUUUGGCGACCAUACUGAAAUUCCUCAGCAGUGGCCCAGUGACAUCUGGGGGCCACAUCCCACAUGUUAAUAUAUACAUAUAUAAAGAGAGUACAUAUAUAUGUAUAUUGAUUAGCUAUCUAGAAGAUUUCUCAUUCGUUCCCUAGUCAUGAUCUUGCAAUCCUCAGAGGGUAGAGAGAAGCAGAAAGCUGGAAAGACAAUCAUAACUGGGUUUCAUAUUGUUUACUAUUUAAGAUGUCCUUUGUACCGAGGAACAAGAAGGGUAAAGCUGUUGUUGUUUGGUCUGUUGUCAUAAAAUAACCUGUUCCUAUGCUGAUUCAGAGAGGUGGACUCCGGGUUGAGGAGGGAGAAGAGAAAAGCCGCUUCCUCCUAGUGCUUUCAAACCACACACCUCCCUGUGCAUGGCAGCUGUUGUGUGGGCCCGUGCACCGGCUUGCAAAGCCAGUCCUGGUGUGCAAGAAAGGGGACGAGAGGUAGCACGGAUGUUCCCAGUACCAUCCAUUCUAAAUAACUGUUCCAAAGUUUGCCUUCAGACUUACUACGGUACUCAUUUAAACUGUUCAGUUAUUAUUAUUGUUUUCCUAUUCUAAGAAAGUGACUUCAAAAAUACUGUCAGGAUAGAAUAUUUUAUUUUACUUUUUUUAUACGUCCCCUUUUUCCCAUUUAACCAAAAAGAAUCCCAUCCCCUAACCCUUCCUCCUCCUUCUCCUUUUAUGAAACCUGAAAAUGGCAAUACUUUUUUAGAGCCAUAAUGGUAUAGUGUUUGAGUUGGCUGUGUGUUAUUUGUUUUUCUUUUUUUUUUUUUAAAUUAUGAAUAUGUGUAAAAUCUGAGGUAACUUGCUAACGUGAAUGGUCAUAUAACUUUAAAGAUAUAUUUAUAAUUAUUUAAUGACAUUUGGACCUUUGAAACAUUUCUUAGUGUAAUGUUGACUUCGGUCUCUAAAAGUGCUCUUUAAUAAUUAACAAAUUUCUUCAGUGGGCUAGAGCCAUAUCUGAAAUAUUGCUAAGCAAUUUCAGUUCCUCCAGGCACAAUGUGAGUUUUGGAAAAAUACUUCCAUCUCCAAAUCUUUUAGAUGUAGUUUUUUUUUUGUGACGUAUGAAGGAAAUGUUAUGUUUCAUUCUUUCAGGUCUUUGCCUCUGACACAGCUUUGCCUUUUAAAGCAAUAAUUAGGUAUCUUUAAAAAACAACAACAAAAAACCACCCUUAGCCCUUUAACACUUAAUGUUGCCCCUUUACCAGCAUAAAAUGCUGGAGAGAUGUGGUUUCCUAGUUUCUUUUUUUGGAUCAUUAUGACUCUCAUCAUAUUAAAGACACAGCACAAGUGAGUGUUGAACACAGACAAGUGUUCUGUGGUUUCAUAGUUAAGCAAAACUCUAAAUCGCCAGGCUUCACGGUAAAGACCUAGUCAGCAGAAAGCCACACAAUUGCUGAAGGAUCUACAUGCAGGAUAAAUAGAAGGGUCCCUCCGCAGACUGCACCAACCAGCCUUACCAGACAGUUAUUCAGGGGAAGCCCAAAGCACCUUACCCAAGGUUCUGCUGGCAGGGUUCCAAGGAAGUUGCAUUUUAAGGAGCAGAAUGAAGUCACUGUCCUAGGGGAGCUGGUCAUCUGAGGUAGCAACCAAGUUCCAGCCCAUGUCAGUAGACACAGGGCCUGUGGGGACUGACACGGAAAUCUUUGACAUGAGCGUUUCUCACAGGGUAGGGCCAACAGUAGGGAAGGCCUGCCACUGUGUGUGAAAUUGAGAUCCAGUGGGAUGCACUUUGAUCAAGGUACCGUGUGGCCAACCCUGAGUGUAAUCCUUAAUCCAAACCAGUGAUCACUCAGACUCUGCCCUCUUCCCAUACCGCCAGGGUACCUUCGUUUGAAUCCCAAGCUCUCUUACGCAGAGCUCUGCAGAUAUUUGUGUCCAGUCCCUCUCCAGGAUCUCUGGUCCUUCUCAAGUUCACCUUUGUUUACCACCAAGCAGUGCAGGACAGCUGCGGGGCAGGUGGACCUGUAUGUGCCUCCAGCCUGAGUUUCCCUUAGAAUUCAUCUUGACUCCUCUGAUAGAAAUCAAAGGGGAGGUGGGAACCCGGGACCCCAAACCCCAAACACUUUGCCUUCUAAAGGUUGUGUACCAAGUAUGUUUAGAUAAAUAAGCCACUUUUGUAUUACUGAAGAUGGAAGUGUAAUUGAUGCUAUUUAUUGUUUGUGUGUGGUAGCUUGAAGCACACCACCGUCCAUUUGUUUGUUUGAUACGCGUUUGUUUCAGCAGCACUUAAAAAAAGCCAGUGUCUGGUUACACUUUUCAGUUUUAAUUAAUUGACAUUAAAAUGUUACCACCAGUGCCAGCUGCACCCUAUUUAAUUAAAAAGGUACUAUAGUUGUACAUUUUUUUAAUGUUAAAAGGGCUUUCUAAGUUUACAGUACACAUGUUAAGUGACUGUAGGGAUGCUUUAGUGUCAAAAUGUUAUUGUUAUUAUAGUGGCUGCAGGCAGCAACCCAGAAACACUUUUGGAAAAAAAAAAAAAGAAAAAAGGUUGUUGCUUUUUUUCCUUCCCACUUGGGAAAAAUUCAAGCACUUCACCUUUCAUCCAACCACCUCAGUAGGGUGACUCACUUAGAGAAAAUUCUUAUUUUUGGUCUAAGGGUUCAGAUCCCCCCUGCCCCCUUUCCUUCUUUCCUGAACUCUUUAUUUGCACUGGGUCACAUGUAUGAUUCCUGAUUUCAAGACCAAAGCAAAAUCUUACUACUUUUCUGGAACCAUCUUUGUACGAGGCAACACUCAGUUUCCUUGGGGUUAGAAUAACAUGGUUCUUGAUGGGGAAACAUUGUUGGGAUUUACAGUGUGACCAACACAGCCACAUGUUUUUUUUUUUUUUUUUUUUUUUAAUCCUUUUCAAUUGUCUCGGAAAUUUUAACCUAUGUCAGAGUUCCCGAACAGGUACCACAACUUUGGUCUUAGAUUAGUGGAAUGACGUCCAGCUUGAAACAGAGAGAUUUAACAGAUUAACUACUGUUUACUCUCCAAGCUGUCUCAUUCUUCACCCCGAGGUAGAAAAAUGAACAGAGAAACAACUCCACACCAUUAGAGUCUGUCCAUUGUAGAUUCAGAAGGGAGGAGACGUGUGUGCUGGCCUUGCGGGUUCCUUCCGCUCCAAGGAAAGGGACUGACCCAGAGACACAGUGCAUUAGCCAAAGCCUUACACCCAUGGUAUUUGAAAGAACAAUAAUAAACAAAAUAAAAGAUGAUUCUUCCAAACUUUGAAUCUGUUGUUCUUAAAGAUAAUGCAUCUAAAAUUAUUUUUUUUCUGUGUGAGAACUUUUUCUAGUUGUCUGUUUACUUCAUGUUUACAAAUAAUUGUUUGCUUUUUAAUGCAGUACUUUAAAAAUAUAUCAGCCAAAACCAUAAUUUACAGUAAUUUCUUAGAUAUUUUGAAUAAAUUCCAUGUCUUUGGAUAUGCUUACCAGUCUUAGAUU
Molecule: messenger RNA, 5027 nt
Organism: Nannospalax galili (Upper Galilee mountains blind mole rat)
Lineage: Eukaryota; Metazoa; Chordata; Mammalia; Rodentia; Spalacidae
Gene: Runx2
Product: RUNX family transcription factor 2
Biological process (GO): neuron differentiation; hemopoiesis; regulation of transcription by RNA polymerase II
Cellular component (GO): nucleus
Molecular function (GO): ATP binding; RNA polymerase II cis-regulatory region sequence-specific DNA binding; DNA-binding transcription factor activity, RNA polymerase II-specific
Source: RefSeq, a predicted model, not a curated record